Messenger RNA from Kluyveromyces lactis, 549 nucleotides. It is a transcript of the gene TMA23, whose product is annotated as Tma23p. Lineage: Eukaryota; Fungi; Ascomycota; Saccharomycetes; Saccharomycetales; Saccharomycetaceae. The coding region runs from base 1 to 549 and encodes 182 amino acids. The record is from RefSeq and is a predicted model, not a curated record. The transcript has a single exon.
AUGGACAGUAAAGGGUACCUUAAAUCGUAUGGCUGGCAAGAAGGUGAGGCCUUACGGAACGGAGGACUGAAAAAACCGAUUCUUGUGAAACACAAGAAAGAUAAGAAAGGGCUUGGAUGUGCACCAGGACAUGAUGACAGUGAAGCCUGGUGGGAACGUUUGUUCGACGGACAACUUCGAAACUUGGACAUCAAAAGCGGGUCCGAUGGGAUCUCGUUCAAACAAAACGAAGUCGUCGCUUCUUCCAUAUCAAAGAGCGAUUCACCACUUUAUCGAUCAUUUGUUAGAGGUGAAGUGUUGAAAGGUACCAUUAAAACAGAUCUGCCGUCCAACAAUGGAUCUACUAUAGUUAAACUGGCUGUUUCUGAAGUGACAUCGAAGAAAGAUAAAAAGAGCAAAGACGAGAAGAAGAAGAAGAAGAAGAAGAAGUCGCAUAAGGUUGACAAGCCAAAGAGUAAGCAUAAGAAAGACAAGAAGGAUAAGCAUAGGAAAGACAAGAAGGAUAAGAAGGAUAAGAAGGGUACACACAAGCGUAAAAGUUCACAUUGA